Molecule: messenger RNA, 1748 nt
Organism: Rhodamnia argentea
Lineage: Eukaryota; Viridiplantae; Streptophyta; Magnoliopsida; Myrtales; Myrtaceae
Product: ninja-family protein 3
Exons: 2
Coding region: 232-1425 (397 amino acids)
Biological process (GO): negative regulation of DNA-templated transcription; signal transduction
Cellular component (GO): nucleus
Source: RefSeq, a predicted model, not a curated record
UCAGUGGGGCUGCCUUAUUUAUCUCGCAACGCACCCUCGCCCGUCGGUUCCGACACGUGUCGCACUGUCCCGGCUCCCUCCGUCGCUAUUAUUACUCCCUACGAAGAGCUUAACGUUGUCCCAAAAAGAAAAUCGCGAGACAAAGACCGAGUGAACGUUUCAUCCUCUUCUUCUUCCUUUGUUGCUUGUAUACCUUGCGAAGGAAAAGGUAGAAAGGUAUCGCCUUUGUCCAUGUUUGAGGCUGAUACGAUGAUCGAGAUCAUGGGCGCGACCGAGUUGGGGUUGAAAGAGGAAAAGCUCGAGGACCUAGAGCUCGAUUUGGUUUUGUCGAUCGGAGGUUCGUAUGGGAAAUCGGAGAAAGCGAGAGAGCCCGUCAAAGGUCUCGCCUUUGAGAGCUCAUUGGGGUCGAACGGCGAGGACUCGGGAGGAGCUCGAAAGGAUCGGACUGUUUCUGCCGAAUUGACGGGAUCGGAUCUUGAGACGGGCGGGUCGGGGUCGGACCCGAAUAGAAAGCGGGCAAUGCAGGCUAUGAGGAGGUUCGAGGCGAAGAAGAAGAGAGAGGAGAAGCGGCGGAGGAACAACGCUGGAAGAUCCGACCCGGUUGGUGAACCCGCUCCGAAAAAGGUGGAGGAGGAGGGCGUGGAUGUGGAACCGGGCGCUGAGGGAGCGGCGGCCACUGCUCAUCCCGUGUGCCCGCCCUACCUGGUGGUGCCGGUGCAGUUCCCGUACGGUCCUUUCGUGAACGGGUACGGGUUCCCUUACUGGGUCCCGGGUCCGGGCAAGAGCGAUGGGGUUUGGGAGUUGGGGCAAAUUGCCUCGGACCAGAGUAGCAGCGGGAAGAAAACGGCGUCCUCGAAUGGGUCGCAAGUGUGCAGCUCUUCUGGUGUCUCCGAUUGCCAGCGUUGUUCUCCGCGCCAAGGUGGCACUGGCUGCGAUGCCAAAAACUGUUCCACUGCAAGCAGCAGAAAGAGACGGUUGCCCAAGCGGAACUCUCCCCGCCAUCCAUCAGAAUCUGCUGAAGUCACGGACGAGGCAAUGAACCUAUCCGAUGAGAAAGCUGAUUCCACAAGCCCUACCAGGUCAGCGGACCCAACUAAACCGAAAGAAGAUGCUGGUUCAGAAACCCAAGGCGUACCUCAAAAUCCCGAUGGAGAAUGCGUGGACCCAAGGUCUGCUUCGCCCAACGGAGGCAGCGGAAAGCCUCCGAGGCCUUCACAUCCUCUCCUUCAGAUGCCGCGCGUUUCGACAACAGGAAGCGGCCCGAACGGCAAGACAGUCAACGGGUUCCUGCACAGGUACACGAAGGCGGAGGUCAGCAUUGUUUGCACCUGCCAUGGAUUCUCUUUCUCGCCGGCCGAGUUCGUGGAGCAUGCUGGAGGCACCGAUGUAUCGCAUCCUCUCAGACACAUCACCAUGGUACCUUAGACACCUUUCUACGGAUAUGUUGGGGGUAACAUAAUGUUUAUGUUCAAACUGUAGGCUUUUUCACCCACUUUUACAUGUCCGUCUUCCUAGAAGCUGUAUAGGUUAGAUCUGCGACCGCGGGCAUUUUAAGAGUGGCAAAACCGAUGUAGAACUGAGCUCACGAGAAUGUGAGCGAUUCCGGGGAGGAUAUUGGUUUUGUAUUUGUUCAACCUUUUCUUGGACUUCACUUCGAGGAGGAUUUAGAAAUGGAAGUAAGUUGUGAAUAGCUUCCGUGCUCGCUCUGGAAGCAAUUGAAAAUGUAUGUUGCUGCAAUGUUUGGCCAA